Messenger RNA from Dermatophagoides pteronyssinus (European house dust mite), 853 nucleotides. Its product is annotated as NADH-quinone oxidoreductase subunit B 2-like. Lineage: Eukaryota; Metazoa; Arthropoda; Arachnida; Sarcoptiformes; Pyroglyphidae. Gene Ontology annotation, biological process: mitochondrial respiratory chain complex I assembly; electron transport coupled proton transport; aerobic respiration. The record is from RefSeq and is a predicted model, not a curated record. Gene Ontology annotation, molecular function: NADH dehydrogenase (ubiquinone) activity; quinone binding; 4 iron, 4 sulfur cluster binding. Gene Ontology annotation, cellular component: respiratory chain complex I.
UCUAAAUUUGUUGAAAUAGUUGCUUGAAUAGGUGCCCUUGUUGUUUUUCAAUUCUUUGUUUUUUUUCGGGAUUCGAUUCGAACUGAAACUGAUCCAAACUCAAAUUUUGUAAUCAUGUUACAAAUCGCAUCAUCAAUUGGCAGUAAAAGCCAUCGAUUUUUGGAUCAAACAUUAUUAAAAACAUUUACAUUACGAUCAAAUUGUUUAUUACAAUUGGAUAAAAAUAAUAUUCAUGAAUCGAAAAUUGUAAAUUCGAAUAAACAGGAAAAUGCUGUUGAAACUCAAUCACAGCAACAACAAGAAUCAGCUGUUGCGACAAGAAAACGUUAUUCACCAUUUGUUAAUACAUCGAAUUCAGCCGAAUAUGUAUUGGCCAGAGCUGAUGAUCUGCUGAAUUGGGGUCGUAAAAAUUCAUUAUGGCCAUUAACAUUCGGUUUGGCUUGUUGUGCUGUUGAAAUGAUGCAUAUUGCUGCUCCACGUUAUGAUAUGGAUCGUUUUGGUGUUGUAUUUCGUGCAUCACCACGACAAGCUGAUGUUAUAUUGGUGGCCGGAACAUUAACAAAUAAAAUGGCGCCGGCUAUCCGUCGUAUUUACGAUCAAAUGCUCGAACCAAAAUGGGUAAUAUCGAUGGGUAGCUGUGCAAAUGGUGGUGGUUAUUAUCAUUAUUCAUAUUCAGUUGUACGUGGUUGUGAUCGUAUUAUACCGGUCGAUAUUUAUGUACCUGGUUGUCCACCAACAGCUGAAGCAUUAUUUUAUGGAAUAUUACAAUUACAGAAAAAAAUUAAACGUCAAAGUUUUGCACAAAUGUGGUAUCGUAAAUAAAUUUUGAAGAAAAAUCCUCAUUCAAAGAAAA